ACUAGACAUUUAGUUCAUGCAAUAAAGACCCUCUCGCGAACGGGAUUUACGAAGACAUCGGAAGGACGUUUUUCUGACGUUAUUUUCCUAAUCUUUUUAGAAGGAUUUAGAACCGCAUCAAAGGAGUAACAAUCUUUGACAACGCCACAUUUCUGGGCAUGAUGUCCACAUGCCUCUGUGUCCCGGAGCGCAUCCUGUUGUGUUGAGGAUAGACAUCUGCAAUGAAGGAGUUAUCCAAACAAACAUACGAACCAAACACUCGGAUCUUAUUUCAUGCCCAUCGUUUCGGAUCUAAAUAUUAGCAUUUUUAAUGUAAUGCAAUUCAAUCACUGAAGAUCGCAAUAAAACAUGGAGCUGAGAAAAUGGUUCCUUGAUUCCAGUCCCACGCUUUUCCUUGACUGGGUUGUUUAGGCUAAUGCUUGCUUCCUCCAUCAGACCAGAGAUGUUUCUCCGAGACCCAGCUGUCUCGUUAGUUCCUUGAGGACAUUUGAGUUACUGAUUCACUUGUGCUGCUUUAAAGUUUUGUUUUAUUGCUGGUGUGUAAAUGACAGGCAACAUGCAUCUUGGGGUUGAGGAGCCCAUCCGUGAGUGCCAGUACAACCAGAUCUGCACACACAACUCCUCACCCAUGGACACCCCGCACAGCAAGAAGAGGAAGAGCAAAAGGAAAUGGCAGGUUUUUCCUGGCCGAAACAGGUUUUACUGCAACGGGCGGAUCAUGAUGGCCAAGCAGACCGGGGUCUUCUACCUUACCAUGGUUCUCAUUCUGGUGACCAGUGGCCUCUUCUUUGCCUUUGACUGCCCAUUCCUGGCAUCAAACCUGACUCCUGCCAUCCCGGCCAUCGGAGGAGUGCUGUUCGUGUUUGUGAUGGGGAUGCUCCUGCGGGCGAGCUUCAGCGACCCGGGCGUCCUGCCCCGGGCCACACCGGAGGAGGCGGCAGACAUCGAGAGGCAGAUAGAUGCGACCAACGGCCCGAGCGGGCCAGGCUACAGACCGCCCCCCCGAACCAGAGAGGUGCUCAUCAACGGUCAGACAGUCAAGCUCAAAUACUGUUUCACCUGCAAGAUCUUCCGCCCGCCGCGGGCCUCACACUGCAGCCUGUGCGACAACUGCGUGGAGAGGUUCGAUCAUCACUGCCCGUGGGUGGGCAACUGUGUGGGGAGGAGGAACUAUCGCUUCUUCUACCUGUUCAUCCUCUCACUCUCCUUCCUCACUCUCUUCAUCUUCGCCUUCGUCAUCACGCACGUUAUACUGAGAUCCAACAGGACUGGCUUUCUUAGUGCUCUCAAAGACAGCCCUGCUAGUGUUCUGGAAGUGGUGGUGUGCUUUUUCUCCGUCUGGUCCAUCGUGGGACUGUCAGGUUUCCAUACCUACCUGAUCAGCUCCAAUCAGACCACCAACGAAGAUAUCAAAGGUUCAUGGUCAUCCAAACGAGGCAAAGGCAACUACAACCCCUACAGCUACGGAAACUUCAUCACCAACUGCUGCGCUGCACUGUGCGGACCUCUACCGCCGAGUUUGAUUGACAGAAGAGGUUUUGUGCUACCAGACACCCCGCAGCCCGCGGCCCAGACAAACGGCACCGGCGCCUGCCCCCCCAAUCAGGUCCAGAGUCACAUGUGUGCUCAAGACCAGUGCAUUCAGAGCACCAAAUUCGUUUUGCAGGCCGCCACCAACCCGCUGCUCCACAGUCAACCCAUCAUUCUGGGCGGAGGCCCGACCCUGCAGGCCAAGAGCUCUCUGGGCGGCCCGUGCUCCACUCUGAGCCCCUCUCAGCCCUCGCUGCCCUCCUCUAUCCCCGGCCUCAGCUGUGGAGGAGAGCUGUUGGCCCUGCGGGACUCUGAGAUCCACUGUCACCAUCACCUACACCAUCAACAUUUCAUCAGCCCGGAGGAGACGCCCUCCCCACCCGCAGCUCUGCCCUGCGCCACCCAUCUGGGUCACCAUGUUCACCCGGCACAGCUCUUCAACCCGGUCAGCCAGGACUCGCUUCAUGAAGACUCAGUGCGGGGUUUGGUGAAGCUGAGUUCAGUGUGAGCUGUUUUUAAUGCCGUCCUGCUGAACUGGACCACAAGCCAUACGGUACUUUACACACGAACAACAGCUUCUACUGGACGUUUCUGAUACUUUAAUGGAGUCAGCCGCCCAAACAACUUCCUGAGUACCAAGUGAGGACCAAAGCUAGUCUUCCAGCUCU
This is a messenger RNA of Rhinichthys klamathensis goyatoka, 2198 nucleotides long. It is a transcript of the gene zdhhc14, whose product is annotated as zinc finger DHHC-type palmitoyltransferase 14. The coding region runs from base 545 to 2038 and encodes 497 amino acids. The record is from RefSeq and is a predicted model, not a curated record. Gene Ontology annotation, biological process: peptidyl-L-cysteine S-palmitoylation; protein targeting to membrane. Gene Ontology annotation, molecular function: protein-cysteine S-palmitoyltransferase activity. Gene Ontology annotation, cellular component: Golgi apparatus; endoplasmic reticulum. NCBI's taxonomy places the organism in Eukaryota, Metazoa, Chordata, Actinopteri, Cypriniformes, Leuciscidae. The transcript has 9 exons.